AUUUGACAAGAGGCAGUUGGUAGUAGACUGAGUUUCACUUUCAGAUGUGGAAUGAGGAAGAGGUUGAUGUUUGGCUCUCUAAAAUUUCUGCCCAAAAGACAGAUGGUUGGAAAAAAAAAGACUCUGCUGCUAAAAUGCUGCGGCUGUGACACUACAGGCAGCAGAAGAACAAGCUAGAUGCCCCGAGCAUGGGAGCUGACAUGCCAAAAGCAUGUUUGCUCAGGAGCUUGUGCUAAAACACCGUACAGAGAUUCUUCAUGCUCUCUGCAGCAGUGGCUCAACUGAACAUCUGGAAAGAGUUCUGGAUAUAUUGCUUUCCCAAGAGGAGAUUCAAUCGGAGGACUGUCAGAGCAUACAGGUACCAGGAAGGGCACUGUACACCAACGCCAGACAGUUGCUCGACUUGGUAUACACAAAGGGUGAAGACAGCUGCCAGCUCUUCUUUGCUGCUCUCAAACAGGUCUUGCCAGAAGUACAGGGAUCUGCUUUCUCCUCAGAAUGCUCACCCAGUCUAGAUAAAAAAGCUACUCCGAGCACAUCAACUGAGACGCUCCUGACUCAAAGGCCAAGCCUUGUCUGUAAGCUUCAAGGAUGCAUCGAUGGUGCUCUCCAAGCUCUUGUUGAAACAGGUCACUUUUCCUCAGCAGAGUGUGAUGAUGUGAAGCUGCCUGUUUACACUCCUUCUCAACAGGCAAGGCGUGUGCUCGACCAUGUCAGAUCCAAAGGCGAGGCAGCAGCAGCGAUUGUUCUGGAAUAUGUUGAGCAAAGACUGGAAUCUGGGUGUGCAUUGAACCAGGAGAAACUGACUCCUCUUCCCAAAGAGUUCUUGAAAUACCAGAAGAAGCUGAGCAGCUCUGUGUCGGCACAGUCCUGCUUUCUCAGUACUUAUGGAGGAACCAGUCACAUGUCUCUGGACGACAUCUACACAGAAGUCCAACUUGAAAUACAUCACAACAAACCUUUUGGCCUGGAGGAUGUCAUUGGUCCUGUGGGUACGGUGAACGAAGAGGCCGACACCGUGCUGGUAUCUGGAGAAGCGGGCAGUGGGAAGAGUACUCUGCUUCAGAGGCUGCACUUGCUUUGGGCUCAGGGUGGGGCCCUUCAGAACUUUCUGCUUCUGUUUCCCUUCAGCUGUCGCAGAUUGAACUCAGAACAGAGUGAAAUGUCUGUUCAAGAGCUGCUGUUUCAGCACUGCUGCUGGCCUGACAGGGAGCAGGAAGAGAUUUUCCAGUUCAUCCUGGAUCACCCACAUCUCAUCCUCUUCACUUUUGAUGGCCUGGAUGAGCUCAAGCAAAGCUUUUCAGAUGAUCAUAGACUCUGCUGUCCCACCCAGCGAGCACCCGUUCAUGUACUAUUGUUCAACUUAAUUCAGGGUUCACUCAUGAAAGGGGUACACAAGUUAGUCACAAGUCGUCCAGAAGCAGUGGGUCCUUGCUUAAAGAAGAACCUUCGCAAAGAGAUCUUUCUGAAAGGCUUUUCCCCAGCUAGCAUUGACUGCUUUGUAAGAAAACAUCACAGUGAUCCAUCUGUUGCUGCAAAGGUUUUAGGAUCUCUACAAGCAAACACAGCUUUACUUGGACUAUGUCAUAGCCCAGUUCUUUGCUGGAUAGUCUCACAGUGCCACAAGGAGCUGCUAGGCUGUGGAGGAGGAAGCCCACAAACAAUCACAGAUGUUUACCUGAUGAUCUUACAACACUUUUUUCAGCACCAAAGUACCCCGAAAAGCACCAUAAGGGUAGACUGGUUGCAGGAGCACCUUAAUACAGUCUUGCAUCUAGGGCAGCUUGCUUAUGAAGGGAUAUCAAACACCUACUACAUUUUUUCAGGUACAGACCUGGAGACAUGUGGUAUAACUGAAAAAGAUAUUUGCAUGGGCUUCCUCAUACAAAGGAAAGACUUGUCCCCAACCGACAAUUGUUUUGAAUUCCUUCAUGUUACAGUGCAAUGUUUCUUUGCUGCUCUCUUUGUCAUUUUGUCAAGUAACAAUGACCGUUCAGUUAUCUCUAAGCUCUUUGAGCUGCAGGAAAAAAGCGAAACAGAUCUUAGUGGUGCAUGCUUCAGAGCCUGCCUGCCCUCCAAUGAUAAACUACAGCAGGUAGAGAAUGAAGCUACUGCAGCAAAAACACCAAAUCUGCAGAUAACAGCUACCUUUGUGUCUGGACUACUGUCCCAGCGCCACCAAAGCUUGUGGCUCAACUGCUGCUCAAGUGCUGUGGUGGAGAAGAAGGGCCGACAGGUAGCAAGAUGCCUUUCAAAAGGCAUGCAGAAACACUUCCGGUCGAUUCCCCAGCCUGUGCAAGGGGAGAAAAAGAGCAUGCAUGCAAUGCCUAGCUUUGUCUGGCUUAUUAAAUGCAUUUAUGAGAUGCAAGAGAGCAAGAUUGCAAAAGAUACCAUGAGUAGGCUGGAGGUGGAUCACCUGAAAUUAACAUACUGUAACAUCAGCCCUGUCGAAUGCACUGCACUUGCCUAUGUGCUCCAGCAUUUAAAGAGCCCUGUAGGCCUCCAGCUGGACAACAACUCUGUGGGUGAUGUUGGAGUGGAGCAGCUUCUUCCCUGCAUGCACAUUUGUAACUCUUUGUAUCUCAGAAAUAAUAACAUUACAGAUGAGGGCAUCCGCAAACUUAUUGCUAAAGUUAUCCAGUGUGAGAACUUUCAAAAAAUUGCCCUCUUCAACAACAAGCUAACAGAUGCUUGCACGGAGCACUUUUCCCACCUUCUGAAAACCAAGCAGAAUUUCCUUUCAUUAAGGUUGGGAAACAAUAAUAUUACAGCAGACGGAGCAAAGCAGCUUGCAGAGGGACUGAAAUUUAAUCAUUCGCUGCAGUAUUUAGGGCUUUGGGGCAAUAGGAUCAGUGACGCAGGAGCAGAAGCACUUGCGAGUGCUUUACAAAACACCAAGUCUCUCUUGUGGCUGAGCCUUGUAGGUAAUGGUGUGGGGAGUGCAGGAGCGUGUGCCCUCUCCAACAUAAUCAGGAACAGUACAUCACUGGAGGAGCUUUGGUUGACAGAAAACUGCAUAACCAGAACAGGAGUGGAGUCUCUGAUUGAAGCCUUAGAGAAAAAUUCUCAUGUGAAGUCAGUAUGGUUGAAAAACAAUCACCUCAGUUUGGAAGAGGUUGAGGAAAUGAAACGGCGUGAAUCAAGACUGACUUUUUAAUUUGUAUUAUGUCAGUCAAGGACUGUGUAAAGUAGAGCUGUUGGUAUUUAUUAAAGGAAAUAUUUACAAAUAAAUUGUUCUUCAUGAAAUGUUGAAUUUGUUUCAUUUGAUUUAAUUUCUGCAAGUAUGCUCAAAUAUACCAUAUAACAAAUAAAUAUACACAAAACUAC
Molecule: messenger RNA, 3327 nt
Organism: Melanotaenia boesemani (Boeseman's rainbowfish)
Lineage: Eukaryota; Metazoa; Chordata; Actinopteri; Atheriniformes; Melanotaeniidae
Gene: nod2
Product: nucleotide-binding oligomerization domain containing 2
Exons: 11
Coding region: 212-3157 (981 amino acids)
Biological process (GO): regulation of apoptotic process; defense response to bacterium; response to muramyl dipeptide
Cellular component (GO): cytosol
Molecular function (GO): protein binding
Source: RefSeq, a predicted model, not a curated record